UAAUUAUUAAUUGUGUAAGCAAUUAGCUACACUCAGUGCUUGAAUUUGCUAGAAGAAGAUUUCAUCAGGAAAAUCAUGGAGAAGAAUAACACAAAAUGGUUCAGUGUUGAAUCUGUUCCUCAGUGCUAUACAUUUUCCCCAGAAGAAAGACCAGGGGAAGCCCUUAUACCAAUAUGCAAGAAAAUCCCAGUAAUUGACAUUGGAAAAUCCUUAGUCAGUUCUUCAGAAAAUUUGGAAACAAUCAAGCAACUUUUGCAAGCUGGUCAAGAAUUUGGUUUCUUCCAGGUGAUCAACCAUGGAAUCCUAGAAAACGUUCUGACUCAAACAAUGUCCACAUUUGAAGAGUUUUUCGACAUAGCUGGCGAACAAAAUGUAGAUGUAUCAGCCAAGAAAGGGUGGAUCUACACAGGGAGCAAGGAUGAAGUUAAAGAUGGUGUUCAUUUAUGGAGGGAUAAUAUAAAACACCCUUGUCACCCUCUGGAGAAAUGCAUGCAAAGUUGGCCUGAUAAUCCAGCUAGCUACAGAAAAAUAGUGGGAACGUACGUAGUAGAAGUAAGGAAGCUGAGUUUGACAAUACUGGAGCUGAUAUGCCAAGGAUUAGGAAUUGAAGCAGGGUAUUUUGAAGAACAAAGCCGAGUUCAAUUGUUGUCAGCAAACAAUUAUCCAGCGUGCCCAGAUCCGACGCUGACAUUAGGAAUACCAAAACAUCUUGAUCCGAGUCUCAUAACCAUAAUAUAUCAAGGGAAUGUGAGUGGGCUUCAAGUCAUGGUAGAUGGUCAGUGGAUGGGUGUUGGGGCUCUUCCUAAUGCUUUUGUUGUCAACAUAGGCAACCAGUUAGAGAUUAUCAGUAACGGGAAGCUAAGAAGUGUGGAGCACAGAGUAGUAACAAAUUCAAGGGAAGCAAGAACAUCGAUUGCCAUUUUUGUGAAUCCAGCUCCCAACUGCAUCGUUGAGCCUGCAAAAGUCUUGCUUAAUGAAUCUAAUCCCCCUCUCUACAAUUCCAUUCUUUACAGAGAUUUUAUAAAUGCUUCCAAAGCUUUUGGUAUUCAUACUGAUGCCAUACAAAAUGAAGCUUAAUUAAGUUAAUGAUAUAUUACUUACAAAGGUGAAGUCAUGGAAAUAUUAAUCUCAGCAAACGUUUGUUUUCCUGUUUUCUUUUCACCUUCUGAUUGUAAUGUUCGUGAAGUGACUAAUUGCGUGAAUAAAAAGUUUCAUAUAUUCCUUGUAUA
Messenger RNA from Nicotiana tabacum (common tobacco), 1229 nucleotides. RefSeq names its product hyoscyamine 6-dioxygenase-like. Lineage: Eukaryota; Viridiplantae; Streptophyta; Magnoliopsida; Solanales; Solanaceae. The record is from RefSeq and is a predicted model, not a curated record.